UAUGCAGAGGGCGUUAUUUUUCGACGCAAACAUUCAUGACCUAUCGAGAUCCAUAAGAUCAAAGUUUUACAGCAUUUUCGAAUUUUUAAUACUGUUACGUAUAUUAUUACGUAUAUCUUCUCACUGCCUUAGAUCAUGUCAAAGAGCAAAAUUCAACAUCAAGUUGACAAUGGUAUUGUAGCUGUUAAGAGUAAGUUUGAUGCUGACAUUAUAAGAUUCUCAGUUAGAAGAAAUGAGCCUAUCAGUUAUGAAGAUUUUAGAAAACUAUUAGCAGAACGUCAUGAUAUUGGUCCUGAAUUAAACUUUCUUAUUUGGUAUACGGAUCCAACAGAUGGAGAUUUACUGCCAAUUAACAAUGAUAACAAUUUGGCCAGAGCAUUACUUGCUGCAAAGCCACUUCUUAGAAUAUUCAUACAGAGGAAAGGUGAUGGAUUGGAAGAUAUAAAUGGAUAUGGUACAAUGAAACCAAAAAAUUUAAUUUCAAGUAUACUUGGUGGUACUCCUGGUAAACCAAAGUCUUUGGCAAUAUCAAAUCCACAUGAUUUUCGACAGGUAUCUGCGAUCAUUGAUGUGGAUAUAUUACCUGAAACUUGUCGCCGUGUUCGACUUUUAAAGCAUGGAUCAGAUAAACCGCUAGGUUUCUAUAUUAAAGAUGGCGAAAGUUUUCGAAUAUUACCACCAUCAGCUGGAGGUGGAAUUGAAAAAGUACCAGGUGUCUUUAUUAGUAGAUUAGUACCAGGUGGUUUAGCAGAAAGCACUGGUCUGUUAGCAGUAAAUGAUGAAGUAUUAGAAGUUAAUGGAAUAGAAGUUGCUGGAAAAACUCUUGAUCAGGUCACGGAUAUGAUGAUAGCAAAUUCUUCAAACCUUAUAAUAACAGUUAAACCUGCCAAUCAACGAGCUGCUCUUGCAGCACCACGACGUGGUUCCUUUUCACGUAAUAGCCAAUUAUCAUCAGGAAGUCAUCAGUCAACGCAAAGUGCAGCUACUGGCAGUGAUGAAGAUGCAGAUGAAAUUUUAGAUUUAACAGGUGUCACACUUCAUGAUGAGGCAGCAACAUCUGUAUCUCAACAUCAUCAUUUCCAUCAACAUCAUCAUCAUCAAAAUCAUUUCAAUCACGACCAGGGUGUUUUGCAUCUGUAGAUAAAAGGUAAACUAAAAAUUGAAUUAUAUUAUUUCAAAAGAUUAGCAUGCAUGAUAUGAAAGUAUUGAGGUAUAUUACUGUCAUGAACAGAAUUGUAUAUUUUGUGUGCUCUGUUGUCCUAAAUUUAUGUAUUAUUUUAUAUUAUUCUAUUAUAUAAUUCAUUUGCUAUUUCUAAUGAUAGUAACGAAAUUUUAAUAUUUCCUUGAUUCUAAAUAUUCAAUAUUUGCUUAUAUGAAAGAUUAAAAAAAGAAUCACUCAAUGAAACAUAUAGUAUAGAUAAAUAAUAUUAUUGACAAUAAAAGCAGCUAAGUAAUUAUAAAAACAGUUUUGUAUAAUAUUACCAUUUUUAUCAAAACUGUUUUUAUAUAUUUUGAAUAAUAAUCUAUAUAUGACAGCUAUGAAACUAUAUUGAAAAUUAGAAAAUAAUAUAAGAAAAUAUUUUUUACACGCAAAUGUCUUUCAAAAAAAUAAACAUUUUUGUAAUUUAAUAAUAGCUUAGCUUUAUAUAUAUACAGUCAGGGACAAAAAUAAGUCAACAGGUAUUGGAAGUAGAUAAUGAUGACAUUUAAUUGAAUUAACAUGAAUGUUAUAUACUUAAGUUUUAUUUAUUAUGUAUCCUUAUAGGAUAUACUAUAUACGGGAUUAUUAUUCAAUAACUAAUUGAAAUUCAUAUUUAUAUUUUGGUGUAAACAAGUUGUAUUUAACGAAAAUGUCAGCUAUUUGUCAAGAGAUAGAAGUAUUUACACUUAUUUUUAUCUCUUGGCAAAUAGCUGACAUUUUUGCUAAAUACGAUUUGUUUAUACAAAAAUGUACAUUUGAAUUUCAAUUAGUUACUGAAUAAUAUAUACUACAAAAAUACAUAAUAAAUAAAACUUAACUGUAUAACUUCAUCAUUAACUAUUUCCAGUACAUAUUUACUUAUUUUUGUCUCUGACUGUAUAUAUGAACAAUCGAGGUGAUGUAUAAAAAUUCCUAUUUUAAAUUAAAGAAAAUAAAUUCUAAGCAAACACACAAAUAUUCAUUGCUUUUUUGAUACAUAGCAAGUAAAUAUAAUUAGCAUAGUACUUUAUAAAAUCCAUUAGAAUAUAAAUAUACAUUAUAAUGAACAGAUAUCAAAUUUACACUUAUAUCAAUUAAAAAGAUUAAUUUAUUAUAAAAUAUUACCAUGACAUAAAAACAAAGUUAAAGCAAUAUUAUUCAAGAACUAUCUUUUUGCUAUUUCUAUUAUUUCAUAAAUUUUUAAAAAGUGCCUGAUUACUAUUAAGAAACUAAUAGAUUUUUCAUUUUAUUCUAAUAUCUAAUAAAACAUAAAAUACAAUAUAUAUAUAUAUAUAUAUAUAUAUAUAUAUAUAUAUAUAAAAUAUCUACUAAUAAAGAAGGUUGUGAUAUAAAAAUAGUAAUCAAAGAAAAAAAUGUAUUGCAAGUGCAAGAAUAUAUAUUGUUAUGUGUUCCUUAGAAUUUGUUUAUACUCAUUAGAAAGAUUUAUUACAUAAAUGCACACGAACUAAUUAAAAGGAAAUAUAAAAUAAUAAAGAGUAAAACACAAAAUAUGCAAUUCAUUUUUAUGCAUGUCACAUCAUACUCUCAUUCAUGUUAAUCAGUCAUACAAGUAUUAGAACUUUAAUGAUGUACUUAAUCAUUUGAUGCUACUUAAAAAGUAGAUCAAUAUGAGGAAAAUUUAAAUUUCUUUUUUAUAGAAGUACUUAGUUUUACUAAAUUAUAUUUUAUAGCAUAACUUAGACGAUGCAAUGGAAAAAGACACUCAUAAAUAUUGGUAUUGAUUGUAUUGUAAUAAUUUGCUUGCUUUUAAGAAUAUUUACUUGUAUAUAAUGCAAAAAAUUAAAUUCAAUAAUUUAAAUUAUCAUUAUGUGUAAAAGAGGUCUUUAUAUAAUAACAGAAUUGUAAAUAAUUGAUUAUCAACUGGUAUACUAAUAAAAAACAUACAGAGGGAGCAUAUUUUUAAUCAGACAAAUAGGUGUACUGUAACAGAGUGGCCUUAAAUGUAAAUCAUUCCAAAUAUCAUUUUUUACAUGAAUAUAUUGAAUAUUAUGGGAUAUCAAUACACGCCUAUUCGUGUAUCUACUCUGUUUAUUCUACAACAUGUUGAAAGUGUUGAAGUUUUUGAAUUUUAAUUCCAUUUUUAUGAAUGUUAUUUAUUAUCUAAUUGAGAGUUAGGUAUGAGCUAUAAUGUAUUGUAUAAUUAGUAGGCAUAAAAAUUAUGAAACAUGGCAAAUUAAGAACUUGUGCAUAUAAAAUAUCAUGUGCUCUUCCAUUAUUUCCUCAUCAAUUAAAAAGUAAUAGUGUGAAUAAUAUCACAUUCCACUUCUUUAGUACAAUGGAGCACAUAUUUCAUCACUACAAAAAAAGUAUUUUAUACAUUCGAUAAACCAACUUUUUUUUCUUGUUUAGAUGUAUAAAUAAGUAAAUUACAAAAAUUAUAUUCAGUGCUUGUU
Messenger RNA from Vespula vulgaris, 3594 nucleotides. It is a transcript of the gene par-6, whose product is annotated as partitioning defective protein 6. Gene Ontology annotation, molecular function: protein binding. The coding region runs from base 136 to 1140 and encodes 334 amino acids. Lineage: Eukaryota; Metazoa; Arthropoda; Insecta; Hymenoptera; Vespidae. The transcript is spliced from 5 exons. Gene Ontology annotation, biological process: centrosome cycle. The record is from RefSeq and is a predicted model, not a curated record.